Acipenser ruthenus (sterlet) is the source of this 2366-nucleotide messenger RNA. Its product is annotated as thyroid transcription factor 1-associated protein 26 homolog. Gene Ontology annotation, cellular component: nucleus. Bases 221 to 943 code for a protein of 240 amino acids. Lineage: Eukaryota; Metazoa; Chordata; Actinopteri; Acipenseriformes; Acipenseridae. The record is from RefSeq and is a predicted model, not a curated record. The transcript is spliced from 4 exons.
CCGAAAUGCAUUUGCCUCACGGUAUUCCAAAUGGCCGACCAAAAUGUGUGAAUUUUGCCACAACAAAUAUGUCUCCCCUUUGGGCUCUGCAUUCACGCCUAUGUCUGAACUAAAUGUGAUGACGCAAAGAACCCGCGACUCCUGUAAACUCAUCAGAAGUAGCUGAAGUGAAGUACGGCGUGGUUGUAUAAACGUGUUUUGUUGAUAAGUUAUCUGGAAUAUGGCAUCAGCAGCCAAAUUAGAAAACACGAAAAAGGCAGCAUUUUCUGCCCACCAUGCUUAUAAAAACAAAGGACAGCUUCCUUCCUCGGCUAGUAUUAUGAAAACGAAACGCAAAUGGAUACCACCAGAUAAAGCGUUUGCUGGUAGCGUGAAAGAAGGACAGGGCUUUGCGUUCCAUAGAAAACAGAAGGUUCAGUAUGAAUACAAGAAACUGCUGCGCAAGGAAAGGAGAGCAAAAUCCCAACCAGUGGUGCAGUACACGGACAGUUACCCGGAGCAUCUGAAGCACUUGUAUCUGGCAGAGGAAGAAAUGAUAAAGAAUGAGGAACAGCAGAAGAAGAAAGAAAGGAGAGCGAGAGAUGUGAACCCCUUGCCAGAAGAGGCAGCUACUCCUGCAAGUACAACUACUGUGGCUACUUCGACUACUUCUGAUACUGAGCCCAAGAGACCUGAUAAAAAAGAACAGAAAUUCAAGAAGACAUCAUACCAAAAGACGAAAGAGGAGUAUGAAUGGAUCCAGACCAAGCGUGCUCAAAAGAGACGGGAGGCAGAGAAGAACAAACAACAAAGACAGGAGGCUCUGAGGAUAUACAAGCAAAAGAAAAUGGAAACGUAUCAAAUAUUGAGCAGGAAGACUAAAAAGGGACAGCCUAACCUGAAUGUACAGAUGGAAUAUCUGCUUCAGAAAAUUCAAGACAAUCAGUCCAAGGGAAGCAAGUAACUUGACAAAUGGCUUCCAGUAUAAGAAGGCGCAGUGUUCACUGUAUUGUAGUAGUCGUACAUCACAAGGAUUUUCAAAUGUACCUACUUACCUUCUGGUUCCAAAUAAACAUGGUUGUGAAUAUAUACACUCACUGUUUUGUAAGAUGACAUGUAUUUUACUCUUCCUCAUGUAUUUUGUUGAUUGCAUAGUAUUGGUGAAUAUGGCUGGAAAUGGAAUACUGCGGAAAUGCUUUAUUGCUGUGCACUUCCUCAAUGCAGUCAUUUCAUUCAUUGUUCAUGUCAUCAUCACGCAAAUCAGAUGUUUAUUUUAGAUUUAUUUUUAAUUUUUGUUCUAUUAACAGUAAGUAAAGAUAUGUAACAGUAAGAGGCUGUGUGGUCCAGUGGUUAAAGAAAAGGGCUUGCAACCAGGAGGUCCCUGGUUCAAAUCCCACCUCAGCCACUGACUCAUUGUGUGACCCUGAGCAAGUCACUUAACCUCCUUGUGCUCCGUCUUUCGGGUGAGACGUAAUUGUAAGUGACUCAGCAGCUGAUGCAUAGUUCACACACCUGAGUCUGUAAGUCGCCUUGGAUAAAGGCACCUGCUAAAUAAACAAAUAAUAAUAAUGUUUGUUUUAUUCAGGGGUGAAAUUCUGCCGGUACUCCACAUCAGAUCUUAUUUUAAUGCCUGUACUGGGUAGCGGGACUUAUUUCAUCUGCUUUUCCUCCAAUGCGGGUGCAUUCUGUUCAUUCACACUAGUGCAUUGUUUCUCAAAUGUGCUUUCAUUCAGCAUAGUUCAUGCUGCUCGCAUUCUGUUUUCUAAUACUUCUCUCUCCUAGCUACUGGCCACCAUUAAAGUCAGUAUAAACACUGCAUGUUGAUUGGCUGAGCUUGCAUUCUGAUUAGAUUUCAUUUUGGCAUGUGUCACAAAAUUCAUUGGUUGAUCAACAAGAGAAGAUUAGCAGUGAGAUGUGAAAACAGUGGCAUGGAGUAAUUAUGAUUUUCUUAAAUUCUGAGAAACUAUCACAAUAUUCGAACAACGUUAGUGUCUGUCAUAAAUUACACAGUUGGUACAUACUCAAAAUAAUUAUCACAACGUGCUUUGUCUUGCACCGAUUUCUAAAAUGGUAAAUGAUAUGUGGGACAGUAGGGAUUAACAUGAAGUGAUGCUUCAGAUUUGGCAUACGAGUCAGAGUAUGGAUGCAGGUGUGCUUUUACGCUUUCCAAACACUGGCACAACUUGCAAGGUAAAUGUCAAGUACAGUGAUCAAAGGUUUGUUUUGUUGUGAUCCAAGUAUCUUCUGACACGAGGACUGUAAAUGUACAGUGCCCUACAGUUUAUUUAAUUUAAAAUGUGUAGUUUGUCACUUUGUUAUUGUGUAUGAGCCACAAUGUCAGGGAUUUAAAAAAAUAAAUAAAAGCAAAAAGCUGAUCUCUACUUUUA